CAAUUCCAAUCCAUUAAAUUAAAAAAAAAAACGAAAACGAAAACAAAAACAAAAAUAAUAAAAAAAAAACUUCUUCUUCAGUGUAUUUAUACAUUCGAAAUAGUAAGGACUCGCUGCAUACGCUUCAAGGCAGAGGUUUAUUUUUCGUCAGAAGACCAUAUAUAUAAGUAAAAAGGAUUUCAAUUUUAAAAAGGAAAUUGCAACGUCGGUCGUUGUCGUGUUUCAUGUCCCGUAUUGAAGAACCCUAUUAAUGGACGACAUUUAAUCAAAGAACUUCUCAUUCCAGGCCUCAAGGGAGUAGUAAAAUGGAUCGUUAUGAAAAACUCAGCCGUUUGGGUGAAGGCUCCUAUGGCGUGGUCUACAAGUGCCGUGACCGAGAUACUGGUGCGUUGGUAGCUGUCAAACGUUUUGUCGAAUCAGAAGAUGACCCAGCUAUUCGCAAAAUCGCCCUUCGUGAGAUUCGCCUGCUCAAAAAUUUAAAGCAUCCCAAUCUAGUGUCACUUUUGGAAGUGUUCCGGCGAAAGCGCCGUCUGCAUCUGGUUUUUGAAUUUUGUGAACUCACUGUAUUGCACGAGUUGGAACGUCAUCCCCAGGGAUGUCCGGAGAAUCUCACCAAACAAAUCGUAUACCAAACCCUACACGGUGUAGCAUAUUGUCACAAACAAGGAUGCCUGCAUCGUGACAUCAAGCCGGAAAACAUCCUCCUCACUGCACAGGGUCAAGUUAAAUUGUGUGACUUUGGAUUUGCCAGAAUGCUGAGUCCCGGCGAGAACUAUACGGACUAUGUAGCAACACGAUGGUAUCGAGCUCCAGAGUUGUUAGUCGGUGAUACACAAUACGGAACACCAGUCGAUGUCUGGGCGAUUGGAUGUCUCUUUGCCGAGCUGGUGCGUGGCGAGGCAUUAUGGCCAGGACGCAGCGAUGUCGAUCAGUUGUACCUAAUUAGGAAAACAUUGGGUGAUUUACUACCACGGCACAUACAGAUAUUCGGACAGAAUGAAUAUUUUAAAGGUAUUACACUGCCCGUUCCACCUACUUUAGAGCCUCUGGAGGAUAAAAUGCCAAGUAAAGCUCUGCACAAUCCACUGACCAUAGAUUUUUUAAGGAAAUGCCUCGAUAGGGACCCUGCUAAGCGAUGGUCAUGUGAGAAACUCAUUAAACACUCCUACUUCGAUGAUUAUAUUGCGAAGCAACGCGAAAUGGAAGCAGCAUCCAGUUCUUUACAAGAUUCAAGACACAGGGAUAAAUCAAAGGUUUUAGAUUUUGUUAAGAUUUUUACGAACUCAAAAACUUCAAAUACGUCACUACCUAUGCUGCCUAGCACACAGGACUACGUGAAAUUACAGCCAAUCAAAAACAAUCUCCAUCGAACGGAACACCAUUUGCCGACAAUAUAGAAAAGGCCCUCGGUAGAGUAUUAGAUGUAAGAGAAAGAAAAAUUUUUUUUACGUAUCGUGCUUGUGAAAUGUAUGUUUUAAGAUAUUAAAUAAAACUUAAUAAUAAGAGGAG
Molecule: messenger RNA, 1509 nt
Organism: Episyrphus balteatus (marmalade hoverfly)
Lineage: Eukaryota; Metazoa; Arthropoda; Insecta; Diptera; Syrphidae
Product: cyclin-dependent kinase-like 1
Exons: 7
Coding region: 306-1397 (363 amino acids)
Biological process (GO): protein phosphorylation
Cellular component (GO): nucleus
Molecular function (GO): ATP binding; cyclin-dependent protein serine/threonine kinase activity
Source: RefSeq, a predicted model, not a curated record